AUGUCGUCGCCGUUUUCUCGAAAACUUCAGUCAAAUUAUCUGAUCGGUUUUCUUCUUCUUUCAAUCGGCGGAUAUCUACCAAGCGCUUAUAAUUAUGUUCUUUUUCGUGGUUAUGGCAUUGACCAUUCAACCAUUGAACACUUUUUUAUCUACUGUUUUGUCGGAUCUCUAUUCGGUGGAACAUUUGUUGCUUCACUAGCUGACCAUUGUGGCCGUCGGAAUGCCUGUCUUUUAUGUAGUGUUAUAUAUGGAUUGUAUCAUGCGUCAUGUAAUUCUUCUAAUGAAUGGAUUCUAAUUAUUGGUCAUAUAUUUCGUGGUAUAGGUGAUGCACUUUAUUCGACUGCAUUCGAAGCGUGGUUGAUGCAAGAACAUGAACAAAGUGAUCUAGAUAUUUGUGUACUGGAACGUAUUUUGUACAAUUCAAAUGUUUAUUUGAACAUCGUAACAAUCGGAACAGGUUUUCUCGCUCAAUUGCUUUCGGAAUCUUAUGGUUACAUUGCGCCAUUCAAUGUUGGUAUUGGCUUUUUUGCUAUCUCCUUUGUAUUUAUUCUUAUCAAAUGGUCGGAAAAUUACGGCAGAAAAAAAGUUUUUGUUCAUACAACACACGUUCCAGCAAUGCGAAUACUUCGAACGAAUCCUCGAAUUGUUCUAUGUGGGUUAGCCAAUGCUCUGUUCCGUGCAUCAUUCUACAUUUGGUUAAUUGAAUGGACACCAGCGCUACACGCAGCGACGGAGAAAAUAUUCGCUGAACCAUUACCAUUAGGUUUUAUGUAUUCAUGUUAUUUAUUAAGUCGAUUGUUAGGUUCAUUUGCUUUUGGUUCACUUAUCAAACGGUUUCGUACUCAAACUUUUAUGAUUGUGAUUUUCCUACUUGCUGCUAUUGGAUUGAGUGUACCAGUCAUAACUCCGAAUGAUCAAUUGAUGAUUUUAUUAGGUUUUCUUUUGCUUCAGAUCUGUGAGGGUAUUUUUGUGCCUUCAAUAGCUUUAUUGAGAAGUGAAUAUAUUCCAAAUGAAUUACGAACUACAUUGAUGAAUUAUCUGCGUGUACCUCAACUUAUACUAAUGCUUGUUGUUUUGCUUGGACACUUUCCGUUAACUACUGUCUUUACGUCGUGUGUAUAUAUGUUAUUAUUGGCCAUGUUAAUUAUGAUGAUAUUACGAAAGCUUUGA
This is a messenger RNA of Adineta ricciae, 1170 nucleotides long. The record is from the annotation of a GenBank genome assembly. Lineage: Eukaryota; Metazoa; Rotifera; Eurotatoria; Adinetida; Adinetidae.